Habropoda laboriosa is the source of this 1773-nucleotide messenger RNA. Its product is annotated as sodium channel protein Nach-like. Gene Ontology annotation, molecular function: ligand-gated sodium channel activity. The record is from RefSeq and is a predicted model, not a curated record. Lineage: Eukaryota; Metazoa; Arthropoda; Insecta; Hymenoptera; Apidae. The coding region runs from base 1 to 1773 and encodes 590 amino acids. Gene Ontology annotation, biological process: sodium ion transmembrane transport. The transcript has 12 exons. Gene Ontology annotation, cellular component: membrane.
AUGCAGAUGUACGCCGCGGAUGAAUCAUUGGAACACCGUGGACAAACCGAUCUUCCGUGCAGCGGGAUGAUAACUGAUCGACGGUCGAGCAGAUCACGUUUCGUUCGGAUAUUAUUGAAAUACACCAAGCUGUACUGCAAGUACACGAAGCUAGCUGGAUUCAGGUACUUCGUGGAACCGGAAGCGACGUGGUUCGACAGAACGCUGUGGUUUCUGGUGUACGCGAUCACCGUGCCCAUGAUGAUCUACACGGUUUACUACGGCUACGUGGGAUUCAUGGAGACACCGUUGAUGACUACCGUGGAGACGGAAUCCUUCUUCACGCAGAAAUUAGAUUUCCCAGCUAAUUUCAUUAAUAUCGGUGGCAGCUUCGCCGCGAAUAUCUCCCGUCUAUCCUACGACGAGAUUCUCGACAUGAUCUCGCAACUGGGCGAUCUUUACGACUCCGAGUUUAUAACGCAGAAACGUUUCUAUCGGAUCGACCAACUUCUCACGGUGUUUUACGACGGCUACUAUAACAUCACCGACGUAAUGAAACGGCUGACGCCGCAGUGUUCCUCGAUCCUGUCGAAGUGUCACUUCCACAGCGCGGAACGCAACUGCACCGACAUAUUCCAGUUCCGCAAGACGCAAGACGGCUUCUGUUGCACCUUCAAUUACGCCAUCAAAGGAGACGACACACCCCUGGACACCGGGAUUAAUCACAGAAUGGAACCGAUAAAGGUGCAAAAAUUGACCGAGGACGGAGGCCUGACGGUGCUACUCGAGCCGUUUCUCGACGAUUACUUCUACCCUAUUUUCCCCAGCGCUGGCUGGAAGGUGAUGAUCUUCAAUCCGUUCGAUUAUCCGGACAUGACCAGCGGUGGUGUGCUCGAUAUACUGAUCUCGCCUAAGAUGUACAGGAGCGUGGAAAUACAGGCGAUCAUGUUCUACAGCAGCAGGAGGAUUAUAUCGUAUCCGGUGGACAAGAGGGACUGCGUGUUCGCUGAUGAGAUGGUCACUCUUCGAGCUUUUUAUACGUACAGCGAUUGUAUCGUGGAUUGUAAGAUGGAGGAUAUGUGGAAGCUGUGCGGGUGCAUACCCUUUUAUUUGCCUAAUCGAGGUAAGAUUCGGUUUGCGAGGGUCUGCAACUUGGAAGACGUGCCGUGCUUGUCGCAGCACAAAUCCAGAUGGAUAUCGGUGGUGCCGCACGAAGAUUUGUACAACGACGAGAGCCUGAACAAUUCGAGGAUUCUGCAUUGCUAUAAAUGCUACUCCGAGUGCAGCGACGUGAGAUACGACGCGAAGAUUACCAUGUCUAACCUGGUAUCCAAUCAACACAUCGUCAAAUUAAUAAAGGACGUGGAAAUCGCAGAUCAAGGAAUCCUCACGGUGUACUUCAACCAACCGGGCACAGUAUGCUUGAAACAAGACGUGAUCUAUCGCUGGUACGAACUCAUGGGCGACGCGAGCAGUAUUUGCGGCAUCUUCGUCGGUUUCAGCCUGAUCGUCGUCGUCGAGUUCGCCUACUUCGUCGGGCUGUUCGUGCUGGAGCUUUUAAAGGGACCAGCCUCGUCUGAUGGAGAGGAAAAAUGGGCCGGGAGUAAACAAGCCACGAUCCUGCGAAGACCAGUGAAAGGGGACCAUGAUCAAGGAAUACAGCAGAAAACCUGCCGUUUCAUCCGCAUGGACACAGACGAUUCCACGCAAGCGCAUCCUGCGAUCGAGAAACAUGAAAGUAUUAAGGAAACACUGGCGGAUGUACUGCGAGCAUUCCAGCCUGGUGGGCCUUAA